Melanotaenia boesemani (Boeseman's rainbowfish) is the source of this 2338-nucleotide messenger RNA. RefSeq names its product DEAD (Asp-Glu-Ala-Asp) box polypeptide 4 (gene ddx4). Gene Ontology annotation, molecular function: ATP binding; RNA helicase activity; RNA binding. Gene Ontology annotation, biological process: gamete generation; cell differentiation. The transcript has 22 exons. Lineage: Eukaryota; Metazoa; Chordata; Actinopteri; Atheriniformes; Melanotaeniidae. Gene Ontology annotation, cellular component: P granule; nucleus. The coding region runs from base 124 to 2052 and encodes 642 amino acids. The record is from RefSeq and is a predicted model, not a curated record.
CCUCGUGCCCGGUCGAGUUGUACCGUUGACGGCGCAGAGGAGCUAACGGAGGGAGCGCAGCUGUUCGCAAGGAGGACCAAAGGUGCUUCUACUGGGAGAUCUCAUCAUAACGUUGAAUUAAAAAUGGACGAGUGGGAAGAAGAGAAAACUAGCACAAGUACUGUAGCGUCAGUAAGUCACAACUCAAAUGAAGGCACACAGGGAAACUCGUGGAAAGCUGACCGUGGUGAAUUUGGAAGAGGUCGUGGAGGAAGAGGUCGAGGAAGAGGAUUUAUAAACUCCUUCUCAUCAGAUGGAGAUAACUGGAAUGAUGAUGGAGAUAAAAGAGGUGGUUUCGGUAGAAGAGGAAGCAGAGGUGGUGGCCGAGGAUUUGGCAGGAAUGAUCGGAGCGACUUCAACGCAGAUGAAAACGGGGUGCAUGAAAACGGGUUUAGAGGAAGAGGCCGAGGAGGAAGAGGAGGCGGCUUUAGACAAGGCGGUGAUCAGGGUGAUGGCGGAGCAUUUGGAGGAGGAUACCGUGGGAAAGAUGAAGAGGUGUUUGCUUCAGGAGGGAAUAAAAGUCCAGAAAAAAAUGACGCACCUGACGGUGACAGACCCAAAGUCACCUACGUUCCCCCGACUCUUCCUGAAGACGAAGACUCCAUUUUCUCCCACUACAAGUCCGGGAUCAACUUCAACAAGUACGACGACAUCCUGGUGGAUGUCAGUGGCAGCAACCCACCGCCGGCUAUCAUGACCUUUGAUGAGGCAGCUUUAUGCGAGUCCCUCAAAAAAAAUGUCAGCAAAUCUGGAUACGUGAAGCCGACCCCUGUGCAAAAGCAUGGCAUCCCAAUCAUCUCAGCGGGCAGGGAUCUCAUGGCUUGUGCUCAGACCGGAUCUGGUAAAACGGCUGCAUUCCUGCUCCCUAUCCUGCAGAAGCUGAUGGCGGAUGGCGUGGCAGCCAGUCGUUUCAGUGAGAUACAAGAGCCUGAAGUCAUCAUCGUGGCUCCAACCAGGGAGCUCAUCAACCAGAUAUUUCUGGAAGCCAGAAAGUUUUCCUACGGGACAUGUGUGCGCCCAGUCGUGGUUUAUGGUGGAGUCAGCACCGGACACCAGAUGCGAGAAAUCGAGAGGGGAUGUAACGUGGUGUGUGGGACACCAGGACGUCUGCUGGACAUGAUUGGAAGAGGAAAGAUUGGUUUGAAUAAACUGCGGUACCUGGUCCUGGACGAGGCCGACCGUAUGCUGGAUAUGGGCUUUGAGCCUGACAUGCGCCGCCUGGUCGGCUCCCCUGGAAUGCCACCAAAGGAGAAGCGUCAGACUCUGAUGUUUAGCGCCACCUACCCUGAUGACAUCCAAAGGAUGGCUGCUGACUUCCUGAAGACUGACUACUUGUUCUUGGCUGUGGGUAUUGUGGGCGGGGCCUGCAGCGACGUGGAGCAGCAGUUUGUCCAAGUCACUAAGUUCUCUAAGAGGGAACAGCUACUGGACCUCCUCAAGACCACAGGAACGGAGCGCACCAUGGUGUUUGUGGAGACCAAGAGACAGGCUGACUUCAUUGCCACGUUUUUGUGUCAGGAGAAGGUUCCCACCACCAGCAUCCAUGGCGACCGCGAGCAGAGAGAGCGCGAGCAGGCGCUGGCAGAUUUCCGCUCGGGAAAAUGUCCGGUCCUGGUGGCGACCUCCGUAGCCGCCCGUGGCCUGGACAUUCCAGAUGUGCAGCAUGUGGUGAACUUCGACCUUCCCAACAACAUUGAUGAGUAUGUCCACCGUAUUGGGAGAACUGGGCGCUGUGGAAACACUGGGAGGGCCGUGUCGUUCUACGACCCGGAUGCUGACAACCAGUUGGCUCGCUCCCUGGUCACAAUCCUGUCUAAGGCUCAGCAGGAAGUCCCCUCAUGGUUGGAGGAGUCUGCCUUCAGUUCUCAUGGAGCAGCUGCCUUCAAUCCCUCCAGUAAUGCUUUUGGCGCCACAGACAACAGAAAGGGUCAUCAUCCCGGCUCUUUUCAGGACCCCGUUAACAACCAGCCAGCAGCCCAAACUGCUGCUGAUGAUGAUGAAGAAUGGGAAUAGAGAGAAAACUUAAGCAGCUUCAAAGUUUUUCUUUUUUGCGUUCAGCUUGUUGCUUUACAUUUUUGUUUGAACAAGAAAUAUAGUCUAAAAUCCUGGUUCAGGUUAUGAGUGUGAUGUUAACCAGGUUUGCAUGCCCAGUUUGCUGUCAAGUUUUUUAGUCCCUUUGUGAGGAUUUUUCUUUUCUUUUUUCACCAUUCAAAUGUGUGUUUGACAUGUCAGAAAUUAAGAAUGUCAUAUUGCAGGUAUAUUAUAUGAAGAUUGAGAGAAAUGGAAAUAAAUAAUUGUU